UCUCGUCCCAAAAUGGCCUGUUGUAUAACAUCCAAGCUCGCCGCAAUUACGCCCAUCUGAUCCUCUAGUUUACGGAUUCUCUUCGAUGUUCUUUCACUGGAGCGAUCACGACUCCUUGAUCUCUUCUUGUGAUGUCCCAUUAUAAUUCUACACUUUACUUAAAACGAAAUAUACUCAAAAAAAUAUUUAUUAUUUUCUCUAAACGUGUGGUCUGUCCGACACAAAAGAAACGAAUGAGCAAACAGCAGCAAGGCGGCGCCACGGUAGUCGAUAGGCGCGGUAUUUUAUUAAUUUUAAGCUCUAAAUUUGUGGUCAAAGACAUGAAAGUAGUGGUACUACCUUCGUAAUCUCGAAGUACGAGACACGAAGGAUAAUUCCACACAUAUUCGAGUUUGAUAUUCCUACACGGUAUUUCGAAAGAUAUGGCGCGAAUUCCUUAUCGUUAGAAACACACGACUAUGAUCAAAGCAUAUUAUGUCUUCACAACGGAUUAUAUGCAUAUUUUCAAAUCUCGUAGAUGCGUCAGAAGUCCCAUUCAUCUUCAUAUUUAUAUCAUAAUACUAAGAUGUCUGUAGGUAUACUAUUGCGACGAAUGACGGAUCAAGUUCUGUACGUUUCUAUUCAUACUGACCCAGUUUUAGGACUAAAAUUAAAUAUUUCCGAUUAUUUAUUCAGUGCGCGAGUUGACGGGGAAAAUACUGUUAUGAAAAACUUAUAAACAUUACAUUAGCAUUGCAAAUUGAGGAAAACCUUUUAGGUGACUCAUGUUAAUAAUAAAAUCAACGACCAAAAUAUGGAAUGCUUAUUUUGGUGUGUAGGUAGCGUUAUCAACAGGAUAUUGUGGAGUCGAAGUCGUUAAAAAUAUGAGAUAAGACCGUGCAUAUAACACCAGAAAACGUGCAUUAGCUCUCAUUCUAACGAAAAUAACUCUUGCACUUACAUUCCUACUUCUUAUUUUGCUUAUGCAAGUCGUGUAAUUGCAUUUUCUAAUAAUGGCCGUUAAUUUGUUUGAAACUGUUAGUGUCAGUGAUUACUUCGGACGAGCAACUAACCCAAGAUAUUUGGAUUUAAUUUUACACGAACACUUCAGCAUCCUCAACAUGCCAAUACAUGGAACUUUCGAAAAGUUUCAGAAGCAUAAAAACAUAAAGAAGAAUCGUAAUAUGAGCAUUCCAUGUUGGGACAGUUCCCGUGUGAUUUUAAAGUCUGAUUGUGAUGUGGACUACGUACACGCUAAUUACGUAAGUGGAUUCAACGCUGAUAAGAAAUUUGUGGCAACGCAAGAACCAACAGCAGAGACGCUUUGUGACUUUUUUGCCAUGAUUUGGCAAGAAAAUUCUUACAUUGUCGUGAUGUUAACCGAUACCGCACAACAUUCAGGGCCAAUAUGUCCUCAGUAUUGGGCUUCAAAUAAUGAUUGUGAUACGAUCUUAAAAAUAUUCAAAGUUAGUGCAGAAAAAGUGACUUUGCAUUGCUAUUAUACUGAGAUAACUUUAAGUAUUCUAAAUGGAGAGACUGGAGAAUCGAGAAUCAUACAUUUCUUCAAAUACUUCGACUGGCCAGCUCAUGGUGUUCCUGGUAACAUGGCAGGGUUUCUAGAUUUCAUCGUAGCCAUAAAUAAAAGGCAACAGUCUUUAUUAAGAAAAGCAUUGGUCAUUGACCAUAUUCUGCCGGGCCCAAUCGUAGUUCACUGCAGCUCAGGUAUCGGAACGGGUACACUUUGCGCUAUAGAUGCUUGCUUAUAUCAAAUAGUAAAUACAGCAACGAUUAAUGUACAAGCAGUUGUAUUUAGAAUCAGACAUCAGAGGCAUUCUAGUAUUUUAUCCCCAGAACAAUAUGAUUUUAUAAAUAAUGUCUUACUUUAUUUCUUAGAAACUAUGCGAACAAAUAUAUGGGUACUCUUAGAAUUACGUUCCCACUUGUUUCAGAAAGAUUUGCAUUUAUUCUUAGUAUAAACAUAAAUAAGAUUCAUCGAUAAGUUGUAAGCUAGAAGGUACUGACAUUAAGACAAAAUAAUCAGCUAUUUGUAAACAUUAAUUAAAAUACAUCCGUCAUACUUGUUUGUUAUGAUUGCAUUUGGACCUAAGUUUAUCAAUAUUCAAGUCACCGCAUGAACAACAACAAUGCUAACAAUUUAACUACCUUAUGAACUUAGAGUUGUUUGACAAUGCUAAUAAUGUAAUACCGUCCACCUCAAGUAUAGUAGGACAUAAGCAAAAAAUUAACCGUCGCCAACCUGAAAAGUUGAAGGCAGGACAACCUACAAGUCAAAUAAUCGAUUGUAAACCUUCUGCUCAAGUGACUUUUCCAAUGAAAAGUUGCAGAUAGCAAUAAACAGAAGGAUUUAUAGUAAACUUGACAUCAACUGUCAUAAUAAGAUCACAAUGAGAAUAAAGAGUGUAAAUCU
Molecule: messenger RNA, 2407 nt
Organism: Microplitis mediator
Lineage: Eukaryota; Metazoa; Arthropoda; Insecta; Hymenoptera; Braconidae
Product: tyrosine-protein phosphatase non-receptor type 9-like
Exons: 1
Coding region: 993-1955 (320 amino acids)
Biological process (GO): protein dephosphorylation
Molecular function (GO): protein tyrosine phosphatase activity
Source: RefSeq, a predicted model, not a curated record